AUGAUAAGAACAGCGCGAUUGCUUCUCCACGGGAGGGAGAGAUUGUACAGUACGUUAACGUGGAGACGCGACAAAUUGGAUUCGCUUAAAAUGCUAUCAUAUGAAUUUUACAAACGGAGCCAAGUCAAAAAGGGGGUGCCUGCAAAGCUGCAGGGGGAGAUGAGCCCAGAAGCAACGAAGCUAAGUACGCUUCCACCCGAUGAGCGACUGUACCGUGAAGCAGUAUCCAUAAGUCACUCCGUUGAGCAAAUGUUCCGUGAAGACAUAUAUAACAGCCAAAGCUACGUCCUAAUCCUGAAGGGGCUAGUGAACACACUCACUCAUGUGAGGGAGCAGCGGAACAGAGAACACUUGCGCAAAUUAAUAAGCACCUUUGUGGGUUUCUUCCAACCAUAUGUGCACCUCAUGAAUGAACAGGACGUCACCUUGUUGUUAGAUGUAAUGGCCAAGUGUUCCAUUCGCAAAACAGAAAUAAAUCACCUCAUAAUGCAGAGGCUCAGCAAGGGUGAAAAGGACACCUUGUUUCACUCCCUCAACCCAAAGAGUGUUUGUAUCAUUUUGAAUAACCUACACAAGGUAACAAUUCAGGGGAAUCAUGCCCCCCGCUACGCUAAUACAGCUCGUCGCUUAAUUAGUGAUGUGUUCCACUGCUACGUGGUCAACAGGUAUAAAAAUUUCUCCUUAGGACAAAUGAUAAUUAUUCUACACUCCAUGCAUCGGUAUGGUUAUGAAAAGUGCAGAGUGGCUGGCUUAAUAAGUCACGUUGCUCAGCGGGUUCUGAAGACGUGUGAAGGGGGAAAUGCUAUAACUGGGGGGGAUGCCAUUGGCCCUUUACCCUCCCUGGGCACAAACAAAAGAAGCAAAAUAAAUAACUCGAUUGAGUAUGAGAGCGAUACACGGUGUAACUACAAAACACACGAACGUACAACUCAGAGGAGUAGCUGUCCCCCCCCUACUGCGUGCUUAGCGCGAACGGAUGACCGAGCUUUUAUAUUCGACCUUCACAAUAAGUACGAGUUGAUCCUUUUCCACACGCUCAGCUGCUACUCCUAUUGCAACAACGAACUGCUUCGCGUCCUCCUGUGUGAGGUUAAGAGAAAGCUAUUCACCACGUACAACGAAAAGGAAGUGUGUAUGUUCCUCUCCGCAGUGAGUAAUUAUCUCGCCAUACCCACAACCAAAAGGUUUGAAGUGUAUGUCACGGAUGAGGAAAGUAAUAUAAAUGAAGACAAUCAAGUGUGUGCCUCGGAGUUGGUACGAACAAUUGUGACAAAGGAUAAGAAGAGGUUAAGCAAUUACACACAAUUUAGCAUCGCCACAAUUUAUAUUGUAUUGUCCAAAUUAAAUUUCUUUUACGAGAAUAAACAUGCAGAUGUUUUUUUCCUUCAUAAGUUAUUCCGUGCAAAAUAUUUUCCCCAAAAAAAAUUUUUUUUUUCCGUUGAAGAGGAUAACAUAACGGUCAAGACGAUAAUAAGUUUAUUAUUUUCUCUCAUUUUAAAUGGCCACGGGGAUCUCACUUAUUAUGCUGCUCUAUUUGACAGUUUGAUCCUGCAGCUGUGGGAUGGCACAGAAGGGCCCUCAACAGAAGACCCCCACAACGUGAACAAAGGUAAAAAGGCGCUACAAUUGCUGUCCGUGCAAAAUGCUCACCUCCUGUGUGUGAUUUACACAUACCUACAUUUACACAACAUGCUCGCCAAGUUAAAAAGGACAAAUUUACAUUUUUUCCACUUCCUCUUGAGUAAUGUUAAUUACAUGAAUUGCACUCACUCGAAGCAGCAUGUGUCGUCCCAAAUUCAUGCGGAAAUUAAUGCAACCAUUGGCUUGAUCAGAAAAAAAAAAAAAAAAAAUUUCGUCCUCACCAACGAGUGCUUUGUUUUUCCUUACUACGUAGAUAUAUGCCUGGGCAGACCGUGGGCGUGA
Plasmodium fragile is the source of this 1923-nucleotide messenger RNA. RefSeq lists its product as uncharacterized. The record is from RefSeq and is a predicted model, not a curated record. Bases 1 to 1923 code for a protein of 640 amino acids. The transcript has a single exon. NCBI's taxonomy places the organism in Eukaryota, Apicomplexa, Aconoidasida, Haemosporida, Plasmodiidae.